CCUAACCUAAUUAUUUCCACUGUCUAUAAAUACUGAUAACGCAAUGCAACAGAGCCCUAGUGAGGGACAGAGCCUGUUUUUUAUCUUUAGCUCUGCAAAUAGCGCCUCUGCUUGAAUCAAAGGAGGCCUCUCGACGUGACUCUUAAAUAAUGGCGACCGCUAGGACUGUUAAGGACGUUUCUCCUCACGAGUUCGUCAAGGCUUACGCUGCCCACCUCAAGCGAUCCGGCAAGAUUGAGUUGCCUCACUGGACUGAUAUUGUGAAGACUGGUACACUCAAAGAGCUUGCACCCUAUGACCCAGACUGGUACUAUGUUAGAGCUGCCUCUAUGGCUAGGAAGAUUUACUUGAGGGGAGGCCUUGGUGUGGGUGCCUUCCGUAGGAUUUAUGGUGGGAGCAAGAGAAAUGGAAGUCGUCCACCUCAUUUCUGCAAGAGCAGUGGUGCUAUUGCUCGUCACAUUCUUCAGCAAUUGCAGAAUAUGAACAUUGUUGACAUUGACCCCAAAGGUGGGAGGAGAAUCACUUCAAGCGGUCAAAGGGAUCUUGACCAAGUGGCUGGGCGGAUUGUGGUUGCCCCUUGAUCAAUCAAACAUUGGGCUGUGGUACAGAACUGCAGUUUAUUUUGGUAGUUUUAGCUUUCUGUUAUAGUCAAUCAGAUUACAUGUUAUGACAUUUUUUGGCUUUCAACUGUCCGUGUCUUUGAGAUGAACAUGGUUCAUUCCAGUUUGCAUUUUAUAUAUGAUAUUUUGAGAUUUAAACA
Messenger RNA from Hevea brasiliensis (rubber tree), 760 nucleotides. RefSeq names its product 40S ribosomal protein S19-3. NCBI's taxonomy places the organism in Eukaryota, Viridiplantae, Streptophyta, Magnoliopsida, Malpighiales, Euphorbiaceae. Gene Ontology annotation, biological process: ribosomal small subunit assembly; translation. The transcript is spliced from 4 exons. Gene Ontology annotation, molecular function: structural constituent of ribosome; RNA binding. The record is from RefSeq and is a predicted model, not a curated record. Gene Ontology annotation, cellular component: cytosolic small ribosomal subunit; ribosome. The coding region runs from base 150 to 581 and encodes 143 amino acids.